AUGAUCCGUAGAAAGAAGAACGUGAAGAAGGGAAUCCAGUUCUGUUUGAUGGUCUGCGGAGCAUCAGGCACUGGAAGGACCACCUUUGUCAACACGCUUUGCGGAAAGAGCGUCCUCGGCCACAAGGAGGCGGACGACCCCAACGCCGCCUCUGUCGAGGAUGGUGUCAAGAUCAAGCCCAUCACUGUCGAGUUAGAGCUGGACGAGGAGGGUACCCGUAUCUCCCUGACCAUCGUUGACACCCCGGGGUUCGGUGACCAGAUCGACAAUGAAGCCAGGUAUGGCGCCCCGAGAACAAUGCAAACAAACACCCACGCCGAUACUAACACGCGCAUGUCUAGCUUCGCAGAGAUCGUCGGUUACCUCGAGAGACAAUACGACGACAUUCUCGCCGAGGAGUCUCGUAUCAAGCGUAACCCCCGUUUCAGAGACAACCGGGUUCACGCCAUGCUCUACUUCAUCACGCCCACCGGUCACGGUCUCCGCGAGUUGGAUAUUGAGCUCAUGAAGCGUCUUGCCCCCCGUGCCAACGUCAUUCCUGUUAUUGGCCGCGCCGACUCCCUGACCCCGGCGGAGCUCGCCGAGUCGAAGAAGCUUGUGAUGGAGGACAUCGAGCACUACCGCAUCCCCGUCUACAACUUCCCCUACGAUAUCGAGGAGGAUGAUGAGGAUACUGUCGAGGAGAACGCUGAGCUGAGAGGUCUGAUGCCGUUCGCCAUUGUCGGUUCCGAGGAGGUUGUCGAGAUUGGCGGCCGUGCCGUCCGCGCCCGCCAGUACCCCUGGGGUGUUGUCGAGGUUGACAACCCUCGCCACUCCGACUUCCUUGCUAUCCGCUCUGCUCUCCUUCACAGCCACUUGGCUGAUUUGAAGGAGAUCACCCACGACUUCCUCUACGAGAACUACCGUACCGAGAAGCUCAGCAAGUCUGUUGAGGGCGGUGCUGGAGUUGACUCGUCCAUGAACCCCGAGGACCUCGCCUCCCAAUCUGUGCGCCUCAAGGAGGAACAGCUGCGGCGAGAGGAGGAGAAGCUCCGUGAGAUCGAGAUCAAGGUCCAGCGCGAAAUCAACGAGAAGCGUCAGGAGCUCUUGGCCCGCGAGUCCCAACUUCGCGAGAUCGAGGCCCGUAUGCAGAGGGAACAGUCUGCAGCAGCUGGCGGCCCCGCCGAGGCCAACGGCGACCACGAAGCCAACUAA
Molecule: messenger RNA, 1194 nt
Organism: Colletotrichum higginsianum IMI 349063
Lineage: Eukaryota; Fungi; Ascomycota; Sordariomycetes; Glomerellales; Glomerellaceae
Product: Septin
Exons: 5
Coding region: 1-1194 (397 amino acids)
Biological process (GO): cytoskeleton-dependent cytokinesis
Cellular component (GO): septin ring; microtubule cytoskeleton; cell division site
Molecular function (GO): molecular adaptor activity; GTPase activity; GTP binding
Source: RefSeq, a predicted model, not a curated record